AUGCCAGAAACUCCGGAUCCAGUCCAGGACAACCCCCGGGAUUUCCAUCAGCUUUCGGUACGGAAUAUCGGGGAGCCGUUGGUUAUUCCGGAGGCCCAUGCUGGGGAAAUGGAUCGACCUCCCGCGGAGUGGGCACACUUUAUCUGGCUGGCCCCUUUUAGAGUCGCUCGCCAGACUCGUCAGACUCGUCAGACGCAACACCUCAAGGGUAAACUCCACGAGCUGCUAAAAAACGAACCGGUGCGGGAGCUUACGUGCCGGAAACGCUACUUCGCGAGUGGCAGACGCCAGGAUGAAAUCAUUGGCAACAGCCUCGCCAACGUGGAAUCAGCAGCUGUCUUCUGCCAGGGAGUGGUCCAGCUCGAUGAGAAGCAGUGCGACAGCUGUCUAAAGGCUUUCGGCCCUUGGGCAAAGUGCGUGCAACUGGAGGGCGGAGAAGGCCAUCUUGCGGCCUGUGCAAACUGUAUCUGGAACGGAAAACACGAGCGAUGCAGCUUAUGGCGGAAUGCGCAGACAGGGUCGACCCCAGAGCGUCAAAAUCAGGGCCACCAACGGAACAAGCCAUCAAUCAGCAAGAAGAUGGCUAGUGAUGCAUGGGCUGAAGCUAAACGCAUUUUGAGUCGGGUGAAAGGACUCAGUGCCAAAAUUGUGCAGGCUCUCGAAAAUGAGCAAUUUGAAAGGGCUAGUGCGCUGCUCGAGGAGCAAAAGCAGUGGAUCGAGGACUUCAAGCGUCCAGAGGGCAUUCUGGACCUCUUUUUCCACGCUUAA
Molecule: messenger RNA, 768 nt
Organism: Penicillium brasilianum
Lineage: Eukaryota; Fungi; Ascomycota; Eurotiomycetes; Eurotiales; Aspergillaceae
Source: the annotation of a GenBank genome assembly